This is a messenger RNA of Sphaeramia orbicularis (orbiculate cardinalfish), 2080 nucleotides long. RefSeq names its product growth factor independent 1B transcription repressor (gene gfi1b). The record is from RefSeq and is a predicted model, not a curated record. Bases 294 to 1262 code for a protein of 322 amino acids. The transcript is spliced from 7 exons. NCBI's taxonomy places the organism in Eukaryota, Metazoa, Chordata, Actinopteri, Kurtiformes, Apogonidae. Gene Ontology annotation, molecular function: RNA polymerase II cis-regulatory region sequence-specific DNA binding; DNA-binding transcription factor activity, RNA polymerase II-specific. Gene Ontology annotation, biological process: regulation of transcription by RNA polymerase II.
AAUUUCCACCUGCAGGUUGGCCUUUUCAUUGGUCGAAACCACAGUCAGAUUCUCCUGCGGAGUUAUCUGAUUGUAAAUCAGGGAGGGGAGAAAAAGAAAGAGCAACAAGUGGGGAUGCUUUUACACUGGUUGAGUUUUUAUGGAGCUUAAAAAGAAGGAUUUGGACGCGUUUAUUUCCUCCUCCUUUGAGCUGAUUCACCUUUAAAAUCAUCCUAUAAGGACGUCUUUUUUUCGUUUUUUUUGUUUUUGUUUUUUUAGAUUUCGACCGGAACCUGUAAAGUUAACGGAUCAACAUGCCCCGUUCAUUUUUGGUGAAAAACAAAAGGUGCUCGUCAUACAAUGUACACAGAUCGUAUGAAGACGAGUCCAAGGCCUCCAUAUGUUCAGACGUUCCAGUCAAGCCUCAGACCACAGACCAGCCUCCAUCAGACAGUAAACCAUCUGAUCUGGACCGAUGCUCCUUUGAAAACCCAGAGAUGGGUCCUGAAUGUCCUCUACCCGUCCACCCAGAGCCGACCAGGCCUCCUGCAGCUCCAUACUAUCUCUCUGAGCCUCACUUGGCAGAAUUCCCUCCCUUCUACAAGCCGUCGUACACCUGGGAUUCAGUAUCUUCGUCCUUUGAGCUUAGGCAGAUGAGUUUCAGCCCCACGGUGUUGCAACACGCCAGCAGUCUGUACGGCGGUCACAUCAGCCGCAGCCCCCCAGCCCAGCAGCCCCUGGACUGCAGCACCCACUACUCCCCCUCCUCUAAUACCUACCACUGCAUCACCUGUGACAAGGUUUUCUCAACGCCCCAUGGACUGGAGGUCCACGUCAGGAGGUCACACAGCGGCACACGACCGUUUGGCUGCAGCAUCUGCAGAAAAACCUUCGGCCAUGCAGUCAGUUUGGAGCAGCACAUGAACGUCCACUCACAGGAGAGGAGCUUCGAGUGUAAGAUGUGCGGGAAGUCGUUCAAGCGCUCCUCCACCCUGUCCACACACCUGCUCAUCCACUCAGACACCAGGCCUUAUCCCUGCCAGUACUGUGGCAAAAGAUUCCACCAGAAAUCUGAUAUGAAGAAACACACAUACAUCCACACGGGUGAGAAGCCGCAUAAAUGCCAAGUGUGCGGUAAAGCGUUCAGCCAGAGCUCCAACCUGAUCACCCACAGUAGGAAGCACACAGGCUUCAAACCGUUCGGAUGUGACGUCUGCUCCAAAGGCUUCCAGCGCAAAGUCGACCUCCGCAGACACCACGAGAGCCAGCACGGCAUGAAGUGACCAAGAAACAUACCAAGAAUGAAGAGUCAGAGCACGACCAAGUGUUUGUACAGUUAAAAUGAACCUCUGUUUUAAGAAACCAGAGGAGAUGAUGUAAAGGUUCUGUUCAGGCUGAAGGUCAGAACCAGGUUUAACCCACUUACUGCAUCUUUAUCCCUCAUCCCCAUUUUGUAUCCAACAAAACAUUCACAUCAACAGAUGGUUUUGUUCAUUUUGUUGAUUAUUUUGUUCAUUUUGUUAAUUAUUUUGUUCAUUUUUGUUUAUUUUGUUACUAACAUGGUUAAGGUCUGUCCAUUUUCUCACUUUCUUGAUUCACUGUUGUUUGUUUUGUUAAUUAUUUUGUUGAUUUUGUUGUUUACUUUACUGACUUUGUUGAUUUGUUUGGACAAUUUUGUUGAUUUUGUUAAUUGCUUUGUUCAUUUUUGUUUGUUUUGUUAUGGUUAAUAUAUGUCCAUUCUCUUGAUUUCAUGGUUCAUUUUUGUUCCUUUUCUUGCUUGUUUGGUUAAUUUUAUUGUGUUUCUGUUCAUUUCUCUGUUCAUUUCAUUGUAUUUCUACUUAUUUUCUGUUCAGUUUCUUAAUUAUUUUGUUUAUUUUCUUGACUGUUCUGGGGUUUUGUUGAUUUUUUUUCUGUUUUAAUAAAUUAUUUCGCAGUGUAAGAUUCUGAAGGAAAAUGAGUGUUCGGUUGAGCUGGUUUUGAGUUUGUACAUAGUGACAGUGAAGUAUCUCAGACACACAACCAGUUAUGAAACAACGGAUCAGUGCAGAUGUAACAAAAGUGUUACCUGUGAUGACCAAAUAAAGUGGCUCAUAUAUAUACA